AAGAAUUAAGUGGAAAGAAAAAGUCUGGAGGAGGUGAAAUAUCACAGAGACACUACUUAAGAAAGGAGACAGUCGGACAUGGAGGAGGAGGAGGAGGAGGAGGAAGAGGAGAGGGAGGAGGAAGACUGCCCUCUGAGAGAGGCUCUGUGAUAUUAUUGGCCCCUGGAGCAGAGCCUCCUCCUGCAGGAGUGUUGGGUUGUGUUGCAGGAAGGAAAGGUCCAGGUAAGCAGACAUCUUUGGCCUUCUUACAGAACCAGCUUCUCGACCUCCAGGACUCCGGAGCACCCGACGAUGACAACAGAGGGGUGGUGAGAGGCGUUCUGCCUCUGGAGCUGAGAGAUUUGAAGAACGGCCGAUCUGUUGGCUGUCUGAUUGUUGGUCCUGAUGGGGAGAUCCUUCGACUCUCUCUGUACGAUAACAGCCAGGACCAAACUGCUAGUGACGGCGAAACAAGGGAGCAAGGAGGGUCGGAGCAGAACACACACCUUCCUGAUGAACAUGUCCCGCUCCAUCAGUCCAUUCCUCAGCUCUCAGAUAUUCACAGAUCAGCGGACGUCUUUCCCCCCAGCAGCCUCACAGACUCAGGAUUUAAAUACAAAUCACAUGUGUUUGUCCCUUCAGUGGCUCAGACCAGGAAGAAAACAAAGAGUGCCGAGGCAGCAGUGGACACGUGGAAGUCAGGAUUAAAGGGUGCCAGAAACAAUGUUAGGAUGCCUCCAUUGAGGGAGAGGGUUGUUAGUACAGAGAGAGGAGGUGAUGCUGAAGAUGAGGAUGAAGACGAGGGAUUGCAGCAGCCGGGGCAGCAGAACAUCGACCCGAUCGAAGCAACAUCAGAGGACGCUUUGAAGAAGAGUGCUGAGGGAGCUGCAGUAACCACAAGAAGUGAUAAGAAAACGGGGAAAAGUGAGGAAUCAGAUGGAGGGAAGAAGGCUUCGAGGAUGAGGAGAGAAGGAAGAUCAGGAAAAGAAAAGACAGGAAGAGAUGCUCCAUCAGUCGUCAGCAGGAGACGAGAGGAGAGGACCCUCAGAGGAGCAGCAGAGACUAAAGCCCCGUCUGCUCGCCCUCCUCAUAUGACAGACGUGAAAGGAACGAGAGGAGAAGGGCAGGAGAACGAGGAGAGAGAGGGGCGAGGAGAAGAGGUGAGGAGGAGGCAAGAGUCUGCUGGGAAGAGAAGAAGAAGAAGGCUGAAACACAAAGACUUAGUUUUGGGAAGCCCAGAGGACUCCCUGGAGAAUCAGGAGGCGGAGACACACCAAGAACUGAAAGAAGAGUCUCAUCCGGCAUCCCCAACAAAUCCCUCUGCAGCACAAAACCACAAGAACAGAACAAACUCAGAGGGAGACGCUGCAGAAACCGACCGUCUUUACACAGACGCUGACAAACUCGCCAGCGUGCGCUCGGUGAGCUCGCUCAGGUCGACUGCAGCUGCAUCACAGUCCACUCUGAAGAGCUCCAGGCGGUCUGUUGCAUCCUCCUGUGAGGGGGCGGGGCCAGCCAGCGCCCUGGGUCUCACUUCAUCACAUGGUCGCCUCUCGUCAUGUUCAACUGUCAUGGUAACUGAGGAACAGCUGAUGCUGAACCCGGCGAAACCAGAGGCGUCCAAGCCGAGAAAGAGUCAGAGAGAGGAGGAAGAGGAGGCGGCAGCGCUGCGUCUCACCCAGCAGGCAGAAAAACGGAGGCGGGAGGUGGAGAGGAAGAGGAGGGAGCGGGAGGAAGAGGCGAGGAGGCAGCAGGAGAGGGAGCAGACAGAGGACAGGAUGAAGAGCGAGCUGGAGGAGGAGAGAAGGAGGAGAGCUGAGGAGCUCAGAUUGAAGAGGAUGGCGGAGGAGGAGAAGAGGAGGAAGCAGGAGGAAGAGGAGCAGGCUCGAGAGAGACGGGAACAGGAGCAAAGAGAAAGAGAGAGAAGGAGGCAGGAGGAGAAGAUGCGUCAGAUGGAGAGACUCCAGAAGAUGAGAGAGGAGGAGGAACAGAGGAGGAGAGCUGAACUUGAGCGUCUGCGACAGGAAGAGGAGACGAGGCAGGAGGAGGAGAACAGGAAGUUACAGGAGAUGGAUGAGAAUGAGAGGGUGGAGUACCUCAGCAGGAAGGAGCAGGAGGAGGAGGAGAGGAGGAAGAACGAAGAGGAGCGGAGGAGAAGAGAGGAGGAGGCAGCUCUACAGGCUGCAGAGGACGCCAAGCUGCAGGCCGAGCUGCUAGCCAGACAGAUGGCGCUGUUGGAGCAGCAGUUGGCCUUUAAACGGGGGCUUGCGUUGGAGGCUGGGGGUCUGGAGAAAACUCAAGGAAUUUCCAGACCCUGGGUUUACUCUUAUUUUACUUUGUUGCAGCUACUGGGUCUCAAUCCAACUUAACGUGAGGCCGAAGAUGACAGGACGCCUCCGUCUGAGAUCUUUCUACUCGGUCCCUCACUCAGCGACCUCAUGGAUUAGAUCCAGUUAUUGAAAAUGAGCACGUUCAUAUCGAUGCUCCUCGUCUUUUACUUGAAGAUAAAAAAACCCUUUACCAUCGUCUGUUUACCUUUGAGGGAUAUUCUCACGUUUCUACAAAAGAUCAAACUUUUCAUACAUGAUGUUUUUCUUGUCUGCCUUUUUAAUGUUAUUUAGUUUUUUCUUGUUGAUAUUUAUCUUAUUAUUCUUACACUAAGAAAAAUCCUGACGAUGUUCGUACUCAGGGAGUAGAGACUGGUCGUUACAAAUAGAGCUGGCUCCCGGAGGAGGACAGACUCAGUGCGCUCAGUGUGACACCUUACAGGUAGAGACGGAGCUCCACCUCCUCACAUCGAGGCCAAAAUACCAGACUGUGAGAGAGGAAUACUUCCCCCAGAUAACACAUGUAAACCCUGAGUUUGAACAUACACCACACG
Messenger RNA from Labrus bergylta (ballan wrasse), 2860 nucleotides. The record is from RefSeq and is a predicted model, not a curated record. NCBI's taxonomy places the organism in Eukaryota, Metazoa, Chordata, Actinopteri, Labriformes, Labridae.